This is a messenger RNA of Musa acuminata AAA Group (dessert banana), 3583 nucleotides long. RefSeq names its product pentatricopeptide repeat-containing protein At3g06920-like. The transcript has 3 exons. Gene Ontology annotation, molecular function: protein binding. The coding region runs from base 126 to 2975 and encodes 949 amino acids. Lineage: Eukaryota; Viridiplantae; Streptophyta; Magnoliopsida; Zingiberales; Musaceae. The record is from RefSeq and is a predicted model, not a curated record.
UAGAACUAUAUUUCUCAUUUCGAAAUUAUAAAGAUAUUAAUAUAAUUUUUUAAAAGAGCUAAUAUGCAACUUCUCUAUUUAAGCCGGCUCUCGGAAUCCAUUUCUUGUUGUUGCUUUCUGCCCUCAUGGCGGCGGCGAGGGUUCGGGGGGUUACUCGAUGCCGCCACGGGGUUCAUGGCAACGACGGCGUCUUCGAAACCUUACCCAACAGCCAGGAACAGGCGACAUCGGUAGCUUGUACGACACAGGCUGCUGCUCCUUUACCGCCCAGGUGGCCCUUCUCGGUGGCCGGGAAUCGAGUAAUUCGCAGGAAAGGUGGAAGCUUUAUUUCAUAUUUAUGCCACCGAUCUUGCCGAAGAUUCACAUCAGAUAGGCCUUCGCCGCCAGCUGGAGAAGGGAGUCGAUUUGUUGAUGUGGGAGGAAAUCACAGUGUUAAUGCGGGUAAGGAACAAACAAGAGCUACUGUUGAUGAAGUUUGCCGCGUUCUAGAUGGAAGCCCUUGGGGACCCGAGGCGGAGAGACUUCUUUCUGAGAUCCACGCGAAACCCAAUCGAGAAGUCAUCUUCGGUGUCUUAAAAAGACAGACGGAUUUGAACUUGGCGUUAAAGUAUUUCCGGUGGGUGGAAAAGAUUACUGCUGAGCCACACAGUGUAGAAGCAUAUAAUUCUGUUCUAAUGAUUUUGGCUGAUACCGGAAAAUAUGAUUGUCUGGAGAAGCUUUUAGAGGAAAUGAGCAUUCUUGGUUAUGGGUUAUCAAAUAAUGUUUGCAUUGAGCUGGUCAAGAGCUUCAUCAAAUCCAGGAGACUGAGAGUUGCUGUUGAUUCAAUGCAAAUGUUGAGGAAGUUUAAAUUCCGCCCUGCUUUUUCGGCAUAUACAACAUUGAUUGGUGCGCUUGCGAAUGCUCGUGAACCUGAUUUGGCCCUUACCAUGUUUCACCAGAUGCAGGAGGUUGGAUAUGAGCUCAACAUCCAAUUGUUCACAACAAUGGUUCGUGUAUUUGCAAGAGAAGGAAGGCUUGAUGCAGCUCUCUCAGUACUGGAGCAAAUGAAAAGCAACUCAUUCGAAGCAGAUCUGGUGCUUUAUAAUGUCUGCAUUGAUUGUUUUGGUAAAGUGGGCAAAGUUGAUAUGGCUUGGAAGUUCUUUCACGAGCUCAAAGCACAAGGUUUGAGGCCAGAUGAUGUGUCAUAUACUAGCAUGAUCGGGGUUCUAUGGAAAGCAAAUAGGUUAAGUGAAGCUGUCGGACUCUUCGAGGAAAUGGAGCAAGACAGGAAAGUUCCAUGUGCCUUUGCUUAUAAUACCAUGAUAAUGGGCUAUGGCUCUGCUGGAUUGUUUAGUGAUGCUUACAAGUUCCUAGACAGGCUAAGAGAGAAGGGAUGUAUUCCAAGUGUUGUCGCAUACAAUUCAAUUCUUACUUGCCUGGGGAGAAAAGGAAAAGUUGAUGAAGCUCUAAAGCUUUUUGAGGAGAUGAAGAAAGAUGCGGAGCCCAACCUCUCGACCUAUAAUAUUAUCAUUGACAUGCUUUGCACAUCCGGUCAAGUUGAAGCAGCUUACCAAAUCCAGCAUACCAUGGAGAAUGCUGGCUUGUUUCCUAAUGUUCUGACAGUGAAUAUAAUGGUUGAUAGAUUGUGCAAGUCAAAGAAGCUUGAUGAAGCCUGGAAGAUAUUUGAAGGAAUUAGCCAGAAGGGCUGCACUCCUGAUGCUGUGACAUAUUGUUCGCUUAUUGAUGGAUUAGGCAGGACAGGCAAGGUUGAUGAAGCUUAUAGGUUGUUUGAAAGGAUGUUGGAUGCAGGGCACAAUCCUAAUGCUGUUGUGUAUACAUCUCUCAUCAGAAACUUCUUUAGGCAUGACAGAAAAGAGGAUGGGCAUAAGAUAUUCAAAGACAUGAAUCGGCGAGGGUGUCUCCCUGACUUGAUUCUUUUGAAUACUUACAUGGAUUGUGCUUUCAAGGCAGGUGAAGUUGAAAAGGGGCGUUCUAUAUUUGAGGGCAUCAGGGCUCAUGGAUUCCCCCCUGAUGCUCGUAGCUAUUCUAUAUUGAUUCAUGGUCUUACGAAAGCUGGCCAUGCACAAGAGACCUACAAGUUGUUUUAUGACAUGAAAGAGCAAGGUUGUGUACUAGACACACUUGCCUACAAUGCUGUCAUUGAUGGUUUCUGCAAGGCAGGAAAGGUGGAUAAAGCUUACCAGCUUCUUGAAGAGAUGAAGGUCCAGGGUCAUCCUCCAACUGUGGUUACCUAUGGAUCCGUGAUUGAUGGCCUUGCGAAAAUUGACAGGCUUGAUGAGGCUUAUAUGCUAUUUGAAGAAGCAAAAUCACAUGGAACAGUAUUAAAUGUUGUUGUCUAUAGUAACCUAAUUGAUGGGUUUGGAAAGGUGGGGAGGAUAGAUGAAGCUUAUCUUAUUAUGGAAGAGAUGAUGCAGAAGGGUAUAACUCCUAAUGUAUACACUUGGAACUGCCUCAUUGAUGCUUUAGUGAAGGCAGAGGAGAUAAGUGAAGCGCUUGUAUGUUUGCAGUCAAUGAAAGAAAUGAAGUGCGCUCCUAACACCUAUACUUACAGCAUCCUUAUAAAUGGUCUUUGUCGAGUGCAAAAGUAUAAUAAAGCUUUUGUCUUCUGGCAAGAAAUGCAGAAACAGGGUCUGGUUCCUAGUGUUGUCACAUACACAACCAUGAUUUCGGGACUCGCAAAAGUAGGGAAUGUAACGGAGGCUAAUAGAUUGUUUGAAAAGUUUAAAGCAAGCGGUGGUAUUCCUGACUCAGUUAGCUUCAAUGCCCUUAUAGUAGGCAUGAGCAAUGCAAAUAGAGCAAUGGACGCAUACAGGAUUUUUGAGGAAACUCGGCUAAGGGGAUGCAAACUUAGUGCUAAGACUUGUAUUGUUCUGCUAGAUUCACUGCACAAGGCUGAGUGUCUUGAGCAGGCGGCGAUUGUUGGUGCUGUCUUGAGGGAGAUGGCGAAGUCCCAACAUGCUGCUAGAUCUUUGUAGAGCUUGGGAAAUGGAUGAGGAUCAAAGGAAGUUUGUUGUGUCUUGAGGUAAUUCGAUUCUGUUAUUCAAUGAUGCAAGCAAGCUUGGAGGGUUCAUUAAUAUUUACAAACUUCAGCCUAUAUUAUGGGCAGAAAAUUACAGUUAAAAAUCAUCUAUCACCCUGUAAAGGUAUCUGUUCCAGAGAAAGGAUAACUUUUCUGCUCCAACUUGCCAAAUGGAGGCUGUCUUAGAUAUCUGAAGUUACUAUUUAUAUAGGUGCACUAAUUUCGGAGAUUGCCUUACCAGUUGUUUCUGCUAGCUGAUAUCUUGUCACGUUAUAGAGGCUUAGUUGACUGGAAACCUGGAGUCCAGUGGAAGCCAUUUGGAACAGAAAACGACUCAUAUGAUGGUAACAAUGGUAGAUGUCUCGAAAUAGACAUUAUGAUCUAUAGGAUGGACAUAUCCUUACACUGAAGUACAAUAGAGACACAAAUGGUAUAGUAUAGCACAGCUGCUAACAAAUCUAUUCAUUUAUCCCUUCAGUAUCUAACAAGCCAUCUGAUCUUAGCUUCAAGGCAGCGAUUAAUCUGUUGAUGUUGCAGAACUGCUUCGAAGUGCCUUCUGUCAGG